AAGGACAGCUGCCGCCCGCUGCCUUCCCCCCCCACCCCCCCCCCCACCCCACCCCUUCGCCGCCCAUCCCGGAGGGGCGGCAGCCGGGCCCCGCGCCCCGCGGGUCGGGGAGGCGGUGGGGCGAUGCGGAGCCCCCUCCCGUGACUCCGGCUCUCCGCCAUGCCAUGGGUUAGGCGGGCUCCAUCCCGCAGCCGAGGGGGCACCAGCCAAGCGAGGCGGCGGCAGGAAGCGGCGCGGCGCGGCCGGGAAACGGCGGCGGGAGGCGGGCGCGGAGCCCCGCGGCCCCCUCCAUGGACGGCGGCGAGGAAUUAUGAGUCGCGGCCGGGGCUUGGCGCUCGCCCGCUGGGGCUUCCCCCGCUGCGCUCCCCGGGGCUCCGCUCUCGCCCGUCCCCCGCCUCUCCCCCCUGGCAGCCUCUGCCCACCCCCCCCCCCCCCCCCUCCCCGCCGCUGGCUCCGUCCCCCCCUCUCCCCGCGGGGUGCUCGGGGUUAGGAUAACCCCGCUCGCACCCCAACCACAGCCGCGCUCCCGCGGCUAAUCCUGCCCGCUCCCCUCUCCCUCCCCACCCCGCCCCCGGCGCUGCCCUCUCCCCACCCCGCUCCCCCGGCUCUGGGCCCCGCUGCCCCCGGCGAGCCGGCGGCCGGGCGGGUGGGUGCGAGGUCGGGGCUGCCGGCCACCCCGCCCCUCCCCGGCGGGGCCGUCAUUAGGCUGCCGGUUGAUUACAGGGUAUUGAUUUGUAUGUGCUUCUCCCGGCGCCGGCGGCGGCCGCUCCCGCUGGAGUCAGGGCAGCGCUUCCCGUAGCGGCGGUGCGCUCCCACCAAACAUGUCGGCUCCCGCCGGGCCCCGGGGCGGCCCCGCUGCCCCUCAGCCUCCACCGGCUGCCCAGCCCGAGAUGCCCGACCUCAGCCACCUCACGGAGGAAGAGCGGAAGAUCAUUCUGGCCGUCAUGGACCGCCAGAAGAAGGAAGAGGAGAAGGAGCAAUCCGUGCUCAAAAAAUUACAUCAGCAAUUUGAAAUGUAUAAGGAGCAAGUGAAGAAGAUGGGUGAAGAAUCACAGCAGCAGCAGGAGCAGAAGGGUGAUGCCCCAACCUGUGGUAUCUGCCACAAAACAAAAUUUGCUGAUGGCUGUGGCCAUAACUGUUCAUAUUGCCAAACUAAAUUCUGUGCGCGCUGUGGAGGAAGAGUGUCGUUACGGUCAAAUAAGGAGGACAAAGUGGUAAUGUGGGUAUGUAACUUGUGCCGAAAACAACAAGAAAUCCUCACAAAAUCAGGAGCGUGGUUCUAUAACAGUGGAUCAAGUGCACCACAGCAGCCUGACCAAGAAGGUGUUAGAGGUCUGCGGAACGAGGAAGCACCUCAAGAGAAAAAAGCAAAGCUGCAGGAGCAUUCACAGUACCAAGGACCUUCAGGUGACAUAUCCACACACGUUUUGGACAAAAACAGAUCUCAAGGGCUCACAAGACAAGACUCAAUUAAGAACAGUUCAGGAGUAAAGCAUCAAGUAACAAGUGACACAAUAUCAGACAGGAAAAGAAGCCCAUCAAUAUCAAGAGAACAGAACAGAAGAUACGACCAAAGGGACGAGAGAGACGAAUAUUCACAGUAUGCUACAUCAGACAGUGCGAUGCCCAGGUCACCAUCAGAUUAUUCAGAUAGGCGGUCGCAGCGUGGGCCUCAGUUAUAUGAAGAACCCGAGCUGGGUGAUUAUAGAGAUUCCAACAGAAGGAGUCGCAGGUGUUCCAAGGAGUAUCCGGUAGAAGAGGAAGAUGCACAAAACAGAGAAGAAUAUGAAAGACAGCGGAGGGAAGAGGAAUACCAGGCACGAUACCGAAGUGAUCCUAAUUUGGCUCGUUAUCCAGUCAAGCCACAACCAUAUGAAGAACAAAUGCGUAUCCAUGCUGAAGUGUCCCGAGCACGUCAUGAACGGAGACAUAGUGAUGUCUCAUUGGCAAACACUGAGUUGGAAGAUUCUCGGAUGUCUAUGCUGAGGAUGGAACGACCGUCAAGACAAAGAUCAGUGUCUGAGCGCAGGGCUGCCAUGGAAAAUCAACGUUCAUACUCUAUGGAAAGAACUCGAGAGGCUCAGGGACCAAGUCCCAAUCGUCAGAGGACCACAAAUCAUAGCCCUCCUACACCUAGGAGGAGUCCGAUUCCUCUGGAAAGACCAGACUUGAGGCGCUCUGAUUCAUUAAGGAAACAACACCAUUUGGAUCCCAAUUCUGCUGUACGGAAAACAAAACGUGAAAAGAUGGAGACCAUGUUACGGAAUGAUUCACUCAGCUCAGACCAGUCUGAAUCUGUAAGACCUCCACCACCAAAGCCCCAUAAAACGAAAAAGGGAGGUAAAAUGCGCCAGGUUUCAUUAAGUAGCUCAGAAGAAGAAUUAGCAUCCACUCCAGAAUAUACGAGUUGUGAUGAUGUAGAGAUUGAAAGUGAAAGUGUUAGUGAGAAAGGGGACAGUCAAAGGGGAAAAAGAAAAACUAGUGAGCAGGCAGCUUUGUCGGAUUCUAACACCUUAUCCGAGAGGCAAAAGAAAAUGGUGUGCUUUGGUGGCCACUCUUUGGAAGAGGACUUGGAAUGGUCUGAGCCUCAGAUAAAAGACUCUGGGGUAGAUACGUGUAGUAGCACAACUCUAAACGAGGAACAUAGCCAUAGCGAGAAGCAUCCAGUAACUUGGCAACCAUCCAAAGAUGGAGACCGUCUCAUUGGUCGGAUUUUGUUAAAUAAGCGACUAAAAGAUGGAAGUGUGCCUAGAGAUUCGGGAGCAAUGCUCGGAUUGAAGGUAGUAGGAGGAAAGAUGACUGAAUCAGGUCGACUCUGCGCAUUUAUCACCAAAGUUAAAAAAGGAAGCUUAGCUGAUACAGUGGGGCAUCUUAGACCAGGUGAUGAAGUAUUAGAAUGGAAUGGAAGGCUACUACAAGGAGCCACCUUUGAGGAGGUGUAUAACAUCAUUUUAGAAUCCAAACCUGAGCCACAAGUGGAGCUUGUUGUUUCAAGACCAAUAGGGGACAUUCCCAGAAUACCUGACAGUACACAUGCACAGCUGGAGUCCAGUUCUAGUUCAUUUGAAUCUCAAAAAAUGGACCGACCUUCUAUUUCAGUGACUUCUCCUAUGAGUCCUGGCAUGUUAAGGGAUGUUCCACAGUUCUUGUCUGGACAGCUUUCAAGCCAAAGCCUUAGUAGAAGAACAACGCCUUUUGUUCCUAGGGUUCAGAUAAAACUGUGGUAUGACAAGGUUGGUCAUCAGUUAAUAGUGACAAUAUUGGGAGCAAAGGAUCUUCCUUCAAGGGAAGAUGGGAGGCCAAGGAAUCCUUAUGUUAAAAUUUACUUUCUUCCAGACAGAAGUGAUAAAAAUAAAAGAAGAACAAAAACAGUAAAGAAAACAUUGGAACCUAAGUGGAAUCAGACAUUCAUUUAUUCUCCAGUUCAUCGGAGAGAAUUUAGAGAACGAAUGUUAGAAAUUACUCUUUGGGACCAAGCAAGAGUUCGAGAGGAAGAAAGUGAAUUUUUAGGAGAGAUUCUUAUUGAGUUAGAGACAGCAUUACUAGAUGAUGAACCUCACUGGUACAAACUUCAAACACAUGAUGUUUCUUCAUUGCCACUUCCCCAUCCCUCACCAUAUUUGCCACGCAGACAACUCCAUGGCGAGAGUCCCACACGGAGGUUACAAAAUAAAGGCUUAUAUUCAUAUAAUUCAGGGUCCAAAAGAAUCAGUGAUAGUGAAGUCUCUGAUUAUGACUGUGAUGAUGGAAUUGGUGUCGUUUCAGAUUAUCGACAUAAUGGGAGAGAUCUUCAAAGUUCAACGCUAUCAGUGCCAGAACAAGUUAUGUCAUCUAAUCAUUGCUCUCGGUCAGGGUCUCCUCACCGUGGAGAUAGUAUAGGACGGACUAGAUCGUGGUCUCCCAGUGUCCCUCCCCCACAAAGUCGGAAUCUGGAUCAGGGACCACGAGGGACUCGAUCUACUGCUGCACAUUACAAUACCCUGAACCGAAUGGAUAGACACCGUGUUAUAGAUGACCACUACUCUCCGGACAGAGAGAGUCAUUAUGUUACUUUACCUCGUUCCCGAUACACUCAGUCCACAGAUCACCAUUACAGAGAUGCCAGCCAGGAUCACACAAUAUAUCCUCUAUUUUGUGAAGAUGCAAUCAGAUUACUUCGCUCCCGUAAGAUGUGCCGUACCUAUUCUGAGGGUGCUUACUAUGAUCUUGAGAGGAGGACUAGGCAGGAGAGAAGAGUGCCUAAUUCAUAUUAUGACGACACAGCCUAUACUCCUGAAAGGUGGUACAAUGGUGCAAGUUCAUGGGCAGAUCAUGUAGUCAAUGGUUCAGCUGAAAAUUAUGGGAAUUGUGAAGCAGCAGAUAGACAGCUAUAUCAAAGAUCCAGAUCAACAGAGCAACGUCCUAUGCUAGAGCGGACCAACUCCCGCUCCCGAUCCACAGAGCGUCCUGACUCAAACCUCAUCAGGUCGAUGCCUUCAUUAAUGACUGGAAGAUCUGCCCCUCCUUCACCUGCCUUACCGAGGUCACAUCCUCGAACUGGGUCUGUUCAGACAAGUCCAUCAAGUACUCCAGUAGUAGGGAGAAGGGGCAGGCAGUUACCGCAGCUCCCACCGAAGGGGACGUUGGAGAGAAACAAUGGAGACAAGGAGAUAGAAUCUUAUGAAGAAGUUACAUGGGAGGACCAGCAGAAAAAGGUGAAUGGUACAAUAACUGAUGACAAACCAUUGCCGACAAAGAAACACCAUUCUGAGCCAGAAGAAGCGGAAUCAUCAUGGAGAAGAAAUUCAGAAGAAAAGCAAGCAGAUCCAGAGAAUGGGGAUACAGGUGCAAUGGAUGUAGAAGAGAGGAAUCGCCAAAUGAAAAUGAGCAAGUACAAACAGGUAGCAGGAUCAGAUUCCAGACUGGAACAAGAUUAUCAUUCUAAGUAUCGGUCAGGACGGGAUCCUCAGCGAGGCUCAGACAAUGUUUCCAAUAAGUCUUCAGACAGCGAUGUCAGUGAUGUCUCUGCUGUGUCACGGACAAGCAGUGCUUCACGUUUCAGCAGCACAAGCUAUAUGUCCGUCCAGUCAGAGCGUCCAAGAGGGAACAAGAAAAUAAGAAGGACAAGGGAUAUAGAGGGAAAAAAAGAGGGAGGGCUGGAAGGGGAUGAACAAGAUGGAGUAUUUCCUGAGGAGGAAGAAAAAGAGGAGGAGGAAAAAGCAAAGGAGAAAGAAGUUAAUGAAAAAGGGGAAGGGCAAGAGGUGACAGAGAACUGUCAUAAGGAGGAAAACAAAGGAUCAGGGCAUGAUGAAAAAGCUCAAGAAGACCAAGCUGAGGAAGGGAAAAAGGAUGGCAGUGUCUUUACAUCCAAAAUGCAAAGCAGACAGAUGGGCACCUCGGGAAAUAACAUGACUAAGAGCACCAGCAUCGGUGGGGACAUGUACACCUUGGAGAAGAACGAUGGCAGCCAGUCGGACACGGCCGUGGGCACUGUUGGCGGUGGUGGCAAAAAGAGGCGCUCCAGCAUCGGUGCAAAGAUGGUCGCCAUCGUGGGUCUCUCGCGGAAAAGCCGUAGCACGUCACAACUCAGCCAAACUGAAGCAGGGGGCAAGAAGCUGCGGAGCACCGUCCAGAGGAGCACUGAGACAGGGCUGGCCGUGGAGAUGAGGAACUGGAUGACCCGUCAGGCCAGCCGGGAGUCGACGGAUGGGAGCAUGAACAGCUACAGCUCUGAGGGAAAUUUGAUUUUCCCUGGUGUGAGGUUGGCUGCAGACAGCCAGUUCAGUGAUUUUCUGGAUGGACUUGGUCCUGCCCAGCUUGUAGGACGACAGACUUUGGCAACACCAUCAAUGGGAGAUAUCCAGGUGGGAAUGAUGGACAAGAAAGGACAACUGGAAGUAGAAAUAAUCCGAGCCCGUGGCCUUGUUGUAAAACCAGGUUCAAAGACACUGCCAGCACCAUAUGUAAAGGUGUAUCUAUUAGAAAAUGGAGUCUGCAUAGCCAAAAAGAAAACAAAGGUAGCAAGAAAAACGCUGGAACCACUUUAUCAGCAACUUCUAUCAUUUGAAGAAAGCCCCCAAGGAAAAGUUUUACAGAUAAUUGUUUGGGGAGACUAUGGACGUAUGGAUCAUAAAUCCUUUAUGGGAGUGGCACAGAUACUUUUAGAUGAACUGGACCUGUCCAACAUGGUGAUUGGGUGGUUCAAACUCUUCCCUCCUUCUUCCCUAGUAGACCCAACUUUAGCUCCUCUCACUAGAAGAGCUUCCCAAUCAUCUCUUGAAAGUUCAACAGGACCUUCGUAUGCUCGCUCAUAGCAGCUGUGAAACUGUUGUCAUAGCAACCAGCGUUACAAAAAAAUAAAAUUACAGGUCGCAAACCCUGGUAACACUGCAUGCUUAAUGUUGUGUCUUCUGAGCCUGUUUCUAGGGCUGCAACGCGAUCCUGUGUUCUCAAGGAAGUUGCACACAUUGUGCCCUACGGAAGGCCCUCAGGUGAAGGACUGAAGUCAUGAAGAACUGAUAGGUUUGGAGUUCAGGGACACUCAGUUUUGGUCCAAUCCAAAGCCAUGGACUAAACUUAAAGAAUCAAUCUGUUUCAUGCAACAAAAGUCCUUUUCAAUGGCAUAUCUGUUUCGUUGCUCCCGUUUCUUUAUUUAUCUGCCCUCCCCUCCUUAAGCUUCAUUAUGCCACAGAAAUGGAAUUACCUUCCCAUGAAGCCAUGUUACAAGUCAGUGGAUUAGCAGACAUUGGAAGAAAAGAAGAAUAUAAGGAUGCUAGAAAAGUCAACUGUUGUUUGAAACAGUUGCUUGACAUCCAAAAACUCUUCAUACUGAAAAAGUUCAAGACUUAAAGUGGCAGGCUUCAUACCUCCAGCUAUAGAUACAGUGAAACCCCAGAUGUGAUGGACUCUCUGAAAAACAAAAUUCUGUGGAUAUACUGUACUGUAUGAAAUUAAAGAAACUUUUUUGCAUGGACACAGAUUUAGCUGAACACUUAAAUUAUUUUCUUGGGGCUGCAACUUGCAAAAAAAAAAAAAAAAAGAAUAAAUCAGCCAUUUUCAACAAUUUAUAUUAUUUUUAAAAAUAAAUUUCACUAGUGCAUGGUUUUAAAGGGACGAGAAUGCAACAGGGUGAUACAAAGACACACCACGUUUAUCAUUCUUUAAACCAGUCAUGGUCUGUAUUUUUGCAGACGUAUAUUAAAAAUUAAAAAUAAUUUCUAGCAAAUAUCUAAAAUUCUGUUUAUGUGACAACAAAUAAGUGUAAUAUAUUAAAUUUAUUUAAAUGUAAAAGGUACGAGCCUUGUAAAGUUCAACAUAAUGUGCAAAUUGUACACGUGUUUUACCACCUCCUUUCUCUAUCUCUCCUCCCAAUCUCCCUUCUUCCUUUUGCUCUUUUUCCCCUCCACCUCCCAGGAUGAUCAUCAUAUUCUAAAAUGGCUACCUUUUGACUUAUUACUCUCUUAUGCCCCAUAUUUGGUUCAGGGUUGCAGAUUGUUCUGCAUUUCUGAAUUAUUUGAGAAAAAUAUUGUUUAAGAACUUACUUUUUUUCAAGCAUGUUGAAAAGGAUUUUGCAACAUGGCUUGGGAGUACAUCAAUGUAAUUCAGCAUGUAUUUGAUAAAGAAGAUAUUUGAAUUUUUUGCAAUUUAUUGUACAGUGCAUGGUAACUUAUUUUCAUUUUUUCUCACAUUCAAAUUGAAUUCUACAGCAAAAUACUGGAAUCAUGUGGCCAUUGUAAGAUGUCUUUCAAUAAAUUUGUUUUCAGCACCAGCAUCUUUCAUUCAAAGAUUGAACUAUCAUUUCUUGAAGGUUUUUGGAAAGAGGAAAAAUUAAGUACCUGGUUGAUUUUUAGGAAAUAAAUUUAAACACAUUUAUUUGCACUAAACCAAAUUAAUUGCUACAGUUUUGAGAUUACAAAAGCAACAAAGGUUACUAAUUCUUACAGUUCCUCUGCUGUAAAGUUCAAUUUUCAUAAACUACAUUUGUGUUGCAAAAGACAUAAUUAGGUAAUAUCAGUCUGGAAAAUACCAGUCUUUGGUUUGCAAAAUAGCCUUAAAGAAAGCUUAUCAGUACCACUCUGACAGCUAUUUGACACCAUUACCAGGACCCUCACUCCAGUCAAGGGAUCUUCAAACACCUGUUAUUUGUAGCAGACAGUAACUACCGUUGGGUGGUGCUGCAAGUUCAAGCUUCUCACUAAAUUACAUUAUUUAAAGGAAAUGUAACUGGUUGACAUUUAAUAACAAAAUAUCCUUUUUUUUUCUGGGUCUUUGUAUGCCUUUAAUAACUAUUUAAAGUUUAAUAUUGAAACCUUGCAAUAAUUUUUGAAAUACGCGUUACAUUUACCUUUAAGGCCACACAGAAUUAUUAUGAUUUUAUUUGAAAAUCUGUUGAAGUUUCCCAUUAAGAAAUUGUACAUGCCUCAUAAGAGGGCAAAAGUAAUAACUAUCACUUAAAAUGCCUUUUACUUUGUGCAAUAUCAUAUAAAUCAAGAUUGUGUCUUGUCUUCAGAGUUUAUAUAAAGGAUUAUUGUUAAGUUAAUGGACAGACUGGUAAAAUUAUAUUUAUUGAAAUAAUUUAGACACCUGUCUACCAGCAGCAAAUAAAUACUAAUAACAUGCAGUCUACGAUAUCCCCUAUGAUAUUAAACAAAAAUACAUAACCAUUUUCCUGAUACUGUGAGAUGUGCUCACACAUUCUUGUAUGCAUAGUCCUAUAUAAAUUAUUUCAAAUUUUAAAAUCAAGGACAUGACGCAUGGAAGGUUUGUACAUAGUUGUCAUUAUGCAGUAUUUAUUUUAAAAAUAUUAAUGUAUUUUUUUUAAUUUUCACACGUCUGCAACUCUACUUAUGGUUUAGUCAUGUAAAUAGCACUAUUCCAGUGAUCACUGCUGUCUUGUACAUAGUACGUUUUAAAAAGUUAAAAGGAAUUACAGUUGGGGGGGGGGAAAGGCAGAUUAGGCCUGUAAUGAACACCAACUAAUGUAAAUCAAACUCAUUCUGGUGAUGGUAUUUAACACUUUAAAUAAAACAUUUUCUUUACAGAA
Tyto alba (common barn owl) is the source of this 9022-nucleotide messenger RNA. RefSeq names its product regulating synaptic membrane exocytosis 2 (gene RIMS2). The record is from RefSeq and is a predicted model, not a curated record. Gene Ontology annotation, cellular component: presynaptic membrane; cytoskeleton of presynaptic active zone. The coding region runs from base 822 to 6293 and encodes 1823 amino acids. Gene Ontology annotation, biological process: intracellular protein transport; calcium ion-regulated exocytosis of neurotransmitter; positive regulation of synaptic transmission. NCBI's taxonomy places the organism in Eukaryota, Metazoa, Chordata, Aves, Strigiformes, Tytonidae. Gene Ontology annotation, molecular function: transmembrane transporter binding; small GTPase binding. The transcript is spliced from 38 exons.